AUGCUGCUGCGUCGCCUUCUCCAGCGACAGCUGUUUGCUUGCAGGAUCCCCCUAGUGGGUGAACGCCUGGCUAUCAGUGCUUUGCUUGGAUUCAUCUGGGUUAUCAGCCUAUACAGCAUUAUCACAGGUGUUUGGUGGAUUCGCCUGCGAGACUAUUUCGAGGAUAGGGGCCGAGAGAAUGGCGUUCUUGAGGGAAACUACCGUCUCGCUGCGAUUGCGCUGACUGGUCAUCUUUGCGAUGUCACAAUGGGAAUGGUCCUCAUCCCCGUCUCCCGACACAGCGCACUUGCCUCCUUCUUCAAACUCUCCAUUUCAACCACGCUUACUUUUCAUAUGCUGACGGCAUAUACUCUCUUCACCCUUGUACUGGUUCACGGAUUCCUUUAUGUAUCCUGGGUCCCCACCUUCAACUCGCUCUCAGAGAAGCUUCGGACGGUAUACCCUGUCUUAAACCCAACGUAUUUAUACCACGAGACUUGGCCGGGUAACUUGUCAGCCUUGGGUAUUUGGCGAGCCUCCCUUAUAUUCACCGGUAUCGUCUCCACCAUGAUCAUGGGUCUCAUUUUUAUCACCACGCUACCAACAAUUCGAGCCAAACAUUUCAAUCUCUUUUACUUUACUCACCUCCUGAGCAUCGUAGCCGUCAUCGCCAUCUGUCUACACGCUAGUACGAUCUUUUACUGUGUGGCUCCUGGGCUAGCGAUGUGGGUGCUCGACUGGGGUAUGCGACUAUAUGAGUUGAGAGAGUGCGUGCCGGGCAAGGUGGUCCAUCUAGGAAAAGGAUGGUAUUGCAUCAAUAUGUUACUCCCUCGGCACCGACUCGACGGCUGUGCGUGUAAGUCCCCAGUUGCGCAUUUUUACAUUCGCCACUCAGAAUCCUCCGUCCGGGAGCUCCAUCCUUUCACCACCAUCACCCCUCUUGCUUCUCAGAAAAGUGUCGUUUCCGAGUCACGAGAUGAUAUCUCAAUCCAAUUUCUCUUUCGUAAGCGCGGUAAUACGGACAACCUUCCAGGGCGACAGGUUAGGAACGAAAAGCGGCCGACCUGGUUCAGGCUCUUCCAAAAAUCAGCGCAGCCAACCUUACAAUGGACAGAUAAACUAGCUGGUCUCGCGGAUAAUUACAGACCAUUAUCAACAUCCGGGGACAAUUUCAGUACCAACCAGUCAAUCGACACAUCUUCUAUCGAGUCUUCCAACAAGAGUCAAGUACGCACAUAUCCGUCACCGGGAGUGGAAAUUUCUUUGCGACUUGAAGGGCCUUAUUUCUCCGAAGCAGAUCCCUGGCGUUACAGGACAGCGAUAUGCUUUGUCGCUGGUACUGGAAUUCCUGUGGAGUAG
This is a messenger RNA of Penicillium concentricum, 1338 nucleotides long. Its product is annotated as ferric reductase-like transmembrane domain-containing protein. NCBI's taxonomy places the organism in Eukaryota, Fungi, Ascomycota, Eurotiomycetes, Eurotiales, Aspergillaceae. Gene Ontology annotation, cellular component: plasma membrane. The record is from RefSeq and is a predicted model, not a curated record. The transcript has 4 exons. Bases 1 to 1338 code for a protein of 445 amino acids.